CUUCUGUAUAGUCACACUUUAUAGUGCGGUAUACUGACCCUUAGUAAAUAUAUUGCAAGUGUAAUUUUGAAAGUGUGAUUGGCCCUCGUCACUUUGCGUACGGAGCUACAAUUAUCCCCACGUGUGGUUUAAUAUACCAGGCCUGAGGACUGUGAAUCUUUUCAACAUCAUCUCUUGGGUACUUUGGACGGACUCUCUAGGAAGUGAUCACUUCCGAGUGGUACCCCGUCUUGGUAUCUCUACCCCAAUAGCUUGCACGAUGCCUUCGGACAGUAUGGAUAAUAUAGAACUAAAGAAAAUUGAACUACAAUUCCCAGCGCUAAGGUAUUUGACAAGAGACGAUGGUUCCGUUCAAGAAGAAAGAAUUGAAACAGAUAAGGGAACUUUGCUUGUAGCGAUUCAAGGCAAUCGAGGAAAACCGGUGAUUCUUACUUAUCACGAUUUAGGUCUCAACCAUAUCUCGAGCUUCCAGGCAUUUUUCAAUUACAUCGAUAUGCGUGUUCUACUAGAAAACUUUUGCGUUUAUCACGUAAACGCCCCAGGACAAGAAGAAGGUGCUCCCACAUUACCUGACGAUUACAUUUAUCCUUCUAUGGACGAUUUGGCGGAACAAUUGCUGUUUGUUUUAGGCCACUUUGGCUUAAAGUCAGUAAUAGGUUUUGGUGUUGGUGCAGGAGGAAAUAUUCUUGCACGUUUUGCGAUAGCGCACCCCGAAAAAGUGAAUGCACUCUGUUUAAUUAAUUGUGUAUCUACGCAGGCUGGAUGGAUUGAAUGGGGUUAUCAGAAGUUAAAUGUUCGCCAUCUCAGAUCCCAGGGUAUGACCCAAGGUGUUUUGGACUAUCUAAUGUGGCAUCAUUUUGGUCGGGGUACCGAGGAGAGAAAUCAUGACCUUGUUCAAGUCUACAAGAACUACUUCGAGCUGCGAGUAAAUCCAACGAAUUUGGCUUUGUUCAUCGAUAGCUAUGUACGCCGCACGGAUCUGAAUAUCACUCGGGAAUUAGAUCCUACUCGUAAAAAGGAAGGAUUAACAUUGGAUGUGCCCGUAAUCAACAUAACAGGAGCCCUCAGUCCUCAUGUAGAUGAUACCGUCACAUUAAAUGGUCGAUUGGAUCCUGCUAAUAGCUCCUGGAUGAAGAUCUCAGAUUGCGGGAUGGUGCUAGAAGAACAGCCCGGUAAAGUGAGUGAAGCCUUUCGACUCUUUCUACAGGGUGAAGGAUAUGGUAAGUGAGCGCCGUCGCAAUGAGAUAGAAUUAGAAACCAAUAACAGAUUGAAAUUAUUUAUCGAUUUUCACUGACGAUGAUCGGCAUAUUUGCUAUUACGCAUAAGUCAUACAUCAUCUCUAAGCACACUCAAAAAAAUGUUCGUUUGUAACAAACAACAAAAUUUAUUUGAAUUCAUAUAAUUGAAUCAAACAAAUUUUUUGCUGCAAUUAAGAAAACGUUUAUU
Messenger RNA from Belonocnema kinseyi, 1447 nucleotides. Its product is annotated as protein NDRG3-like. Gene Ontology annotation, cellular component: cytoplasm. Bases 260 to 1228 code for a protein of 322 amino acids. The transcript has 7 exons. Gene Ontology annotation, biological process: signal transduction. Lineage: Eukaryota; Metazoa; Arthropoda; Insecta; Hymenoptera; Cynipidae. The record is from RefSeq and is a predicted model, not a curated record.